Ramularia collo-cygni is the source of this 1359-nucleotide messenger RNA. RefSeq lists its product as uncharacterized. Bases 1 to 1359 code for a protein of 452 amino acids. Gene Ontology annotation, molecular function: ubiquitin binding; ubiquitin conjugating enzyme binding. The record is from RefSeq and is a predicted model, not a curated record. NCBI's taxonomy places the organism in Eukaryota, Fungi, Ascomycota, Dothideomycetes, Mycosphaerellales, Mycosphaerellaceae. Gene Ontology annotation, cellular component: cytoplasm. The transcript has 2 exons. Gene Ontology annotation, biological process: ubiquitin-dependent protein catabolic process.
AUGGCUGCCGACAACACUCCCGUAUCGCCCAUCCGACCCGAAGAAUCCGUGACGACUCGAGAGGAGAUGGACUUUGACGACCACGAGCAAGGCAGCGGUACCGUGUCGCCCCAGGGCCACGAAACGCCCACAAAGCCGGUAAAGGCGCCAUCUCCUCGUCCGCGAGUAUCCUUCCAGGAGCAAACCGAGGACAUCCCACCUUCUAAGCCACCGCGGCCUGUCAGUCCGAAUCAACAGGCUGAGAUCACGCUCAUUGAAGCCUUCCCCACCAUUGACACCAAAGUCGUCAAGGCUGUUCUCAUUGCCAGCGGUGGCAAGGUAGAGCCGGCGUUUAACGCUCUACUGGGCAUGUCUGACCCUGAUUUCCGGGUGGAAGAUGCUCAGCCUCCUCCUCAACCGCCCCGUCCGGCCCAGCGUCAACCUCUCAACCAGCUAGAAGCCGAUGAGCGUCUCGCGAGGCAGCUAGCGGAGCAGUAUGGUUCGAGUGGUCAGAGCUCGGGUCAUCGAUACAAUCAACGUGAGCCAGGCCGGCGGGGUCCGAAUCAGCAGCGCAACCCGGAUGAUGAUGACAGAGAGCGCAGCUUCUUCGACGAUGACCUGCCCGAGAUUGGCCGCAACAUCCAGGAAGGCUUCAUGGAGACGCAAAAGCGAGUCAACAGCUGGAUCACUACCUUCAAGAAGAAGAUCGACGGGGAAGACGAGGAUGGAGGCGAUCUAUACAAUUCCGCGCAAUCUGGCGCCAGAAAGAAUACGACCGACAACUGGCCGCCGAGACAGGACUUUGGCGCGAGCCGGGCUGAGCAGUUGUACGGAAUUAGGAAGUCGGCAGAGCAGCAACAGCGGAGGAGCACUGAGACUCAGCGCUAUGAUGCUGAUCCAAGGGAACUCGGCGAGGACGAAUUCGAACGUCUGGAACUUAGAGACGACGAAGCGCCCCCUCCGCAGCCUCCUCGGACUAGCAGCAGGAAGACAGCCAAUCCAGAUCUGUUCAAGCCGCAGCCAAAGCCUCCUCAAAGCGGGCCGGUCGAUGAGGUGGAUGCGGCUGAGCGUCAAAUCGCUGGCAAGGAUGCGUCGCAAUCAGGGAAAGACAAAAAGUGGCAACCCCUGACCAACGUCAACCCAACUCCUACUGCAGAAGACGAUGACGAUCCUUUUGCGCUUGGAGAUGACGACGACGAAAAGGACGGCAAGGAAGAUCUUCGAAAGGAAGAUACGGCGAGACUGAAAGAGUCCGCUAGGAACAGCAUCAGUGCAGGCAGUGGCGCCGACUCCACCAAGAAAACUUUGGAGGAGAGUGAGACCAGUGCCUCCGGCAGGAACAAAGAUGCUGAAACUAUCUUGACGGGCGAGAAGCCAUGA